Messenger RNA from Klebsormidium nitens, 1509 nucleotides. Lineage: Eukaryota; Viridiplantae; Streptophyta; Klebsormidiophyceae; Klebsormidiales; Klebsormidiaceae. The record is from the annotation of a GenBank genome assembly.
CUCGAAACGUUCAAUGCAGCACUGAGAGGAGCAGCUGCGCAAUGCCAUCCUGCAGCUGGCCAAAUAACCUUUUUGAGGGUGCUCAUGAUGGGCAAUCAGAAAUUGCCCGCAUUCCUAUGCUCCGGCCCGGCGCUCCUGCUGGCUGGCUUGGUGUUAAACCUACUAUCACGAUGAAUCAAUUAGAAUGUUUGCACUGUUGUUGAUGCACCACUGCUAGCAUCAUUCCAUCGUCACGUGAUUGUUACCUCUUGCUAGACUGGGCAGCUGUGCCUCGGAGAAUAGGACCUGUAGAACCUGAGAGAAGCUAGUUAAAUGUCCAAUGCUGCCCCCUUUGCUGCCCCCUUGGUUGACUUUGACCCAAGACAGUACGAGGCAGCGCCAGCCAUUGCACUGUCAGGGAACUCCCAGCUGCCAACUCAAAGCUGCCUUUGGCAAUGCACCGACCUGUCAACCAUAGCAAGCGAGAAACCAGACUGGGUUCUCAUGCUUUGCAAAGAAGCAUACCUGAAAGCUCUUCCAGGUGCUCUUGACUGGGCUACCUCUUCAAUGCUUUACUCCGGAUGGUCUACUCUUCACAGCAAAGAGUUGCACUACUUUUGAUAGGCUUGCGGCCGGUUCCUUCUACUAUGAAACGAGGCGAGGUUCCUUCCAAAAAUAGACAUAAGAAAACCAAACUUCAGCCUGACAACAGGGACUGGGCACACAUGAUAACAAGUCACGAACCUCUCAAUAGGUAUGUUGUGUGAAUCGGAAAAGUAAGGACGGACGCUACAGGGGCAUGGGAUCGCUCUUGCAAAGUGUUUCAUAGCAGAAAUUCGAGCGGGCCUUGCAUCAUCAGAAGAUGCUUGCUUUCAAGUCAGCUUUCCUGGUGACAUACCGAUUUGCGUUUCCGGUUCUCUCUUUUCUUUGUCUCGUCCCCAAGUUACGAGUUUGUUUGAACUCAAACAUCUCAAGAAACAUCAGGUCACCUGUUUGCUCGAAGGUGAUAUCGAAGUCAGGAGCCGUAGUUCAAGCUUUAUGGACCGUUUGCUUCCUACCGACCAAAGUCGGCAAUCGUGAGAGACUAGACAUUUGAGGUUGAAAACUGCCCCCGUUGUGGAGAAGGCUUUGUAUGGUGGAGCUGGCGAGGUCGCGGCGCAUGGCCGCAUCUUUUUCGAAUCUUCGUCAUGCAAUUCUGUGGUCGCUUGCAGAAAUGGGGUCCGACCUCGUGAACGACCAGCCGUUGCAAUGCUGCCAACUUGCGAGUCAAAAGUUUGAAAAGAGGAAGCAAACGCUCGGGAGGAGGAUAACAGCCGGCCAAGAUUUCUUGGUCUUGACUCCCCAUCCCUGCCUUACAAGAGUCGAAUUCCCGGCCUAUCAAUUGACCACUUCCAUCGUGUAAACAGGAUGGUGACUUAUAUAGGCCAACAAUUAAACUUACAUAUGUAGUUGCAAUCGUCACUGCAAGAGUCAUGACUGAAGAUGAAAAUCGAUUGUCGGACUGCUUCCAAGUACAAGUUUUGACGGUUU